AUGAAUUAAGAUCAAAAAUCGUUCUUUGAUUUCACAUCACCCUUUGAGUUGAAAAGACCCAUCGAAAUAUUUUCAAAAUCCUUAAAGGAUCAAUUCUACGUACUCAAAAAUGAGAAGUUCAAGCUAAAGACUCUAGUGCUACAACGAAAUUACUUGAUCAAAUUUAGUACUAAUAAAACAACUCAAAAGUAUUACAAUAUAACGAAUGCCUUGCUUGAAUACGUGAACCAUCCUCAAAUGGGAAAAGGAAUUUCAAUAACGAAAAACGGAGCAAAUUUCACAUUUUAUGGAAUCGCCGACCAUUGGUUCUCCAGUAUGAAAAAAUGGUGUGUGUAACCAAACUUUUAGAAGGAGUACUGCAUGAUUAAACUAGUUGGAAAGGGUAGUUUUGGGAAGGUUUAUAAAAUUUAAAGUUUACGAGAUAAAAAAGAUUAUGCUGUGAAGCUAUUUGAUAAAACCACAUUCAAAACCUAAGAUCGACAAGCUUUGCUUAAGGAAAUUGAAUUAAUGAGAAUAAUGAACCAUGAAAAUGUAGUUUCAAUUCUUGAAACCUAUGAAAACGAACAAUAUAUAUUUUUGAUUCAAUAGCUGUUCAAUGGAGGGGAGCUUCAUUAAGAAUUGAAGAAGACUCGAACCUUUUCAGAGUAUGGAGCUUUCAUAGUGAUUCAAUAAGUGAUAGAAGCCUUGAACUACAUACAUUCUCAUGGGAUUAUUCAUAGAGACAUAAAGCCCGAAAACAUCAUUCUGAGAGAGCAAGGAAUGAUAGAAUAGGUGGUAUUAGCUGAUUUUGGAUUGGCUGAUUACUUCAGAAAGGAUUGCAAGUACAUGUUUACAAGAUGCGGUACUCCCGGAUUUGUUGCACCGGAAUUAUUGCAAGAUAAAAUUUAUGAUUAUAAAGUUGAUAUCUAUAGUUGUGGAAUACUGUUCUACUACUUGUUAGUAGGUAAAGGACCAUUCGAUUCAAAUAAUUAUGAUUAAACAGUUAUGGCCAAUUUUAAUGGAUGGGUAGAUUUAACUAAAUUUCAAUUUACUAUUGAAUGUCUUGAUUUAUUAAGAGGAAUGUUAGAUCCAAACCCUAUUAAGAGAUAUUCUAUAGAUCAAAUUAAAUAAAGUUCGUUCUUUAGAAAACAUAUAACAGUUUUCUAACAAUACGGAAGUUAGAGUAGUUUGGGCAGCAUUCCUUCUCAAGGGGAUUCCCGAACAACUUCACCUUUAUAAAGUCCAAAAUUAGAGCUUAAAUCACCUCAAGAUCAAAAGAGUAGAUUUGUAUAAUCAUGUGUCUCCCCUUUGUAAUCACCCUCUAGAAUUAACGCCGCUAAUUUCUCUCCUUUAUAAGGUCCAUUUGGGAAGCCCCAAAAUUUACAAAGAAUACCUAUACAAAUUUGA
Messenger RNA from Paramecium tetraurelia, 1386 nucleotides. RefSeq lists its product as uncharacterized. NCBI's taxonomy places the organism in Eukaryota, Ciliophora, Oligohymenophorea, Peniculida, Parameciidae. Gene Ontology annotation, biological process: protein phosphorylation. Gene Ontology annotation, molecular function: protein kinase activity; ATP binding. The transcript has 3 exons. The record is from RefSeq and is a predicted model, not a curated record.